UUCUAUGGUCGUCAUUAUUGUCCGAUUUUUUCUUCAAAAUAAAACGAAAUAUAAAUUUUCCAGACUCUGUUGUUGCUUUAAUCCUGUGAAUUGAUUAGAAUAGUGAAGUUCUAAUUUCAUUCUUAUAUGGUUUCAUGUUAUGCACUGUUUAUAAGUCUUUGGCCGCUUAACAUUGGAAGGGUGAAAUCAUGAAGAUGAAACUGGUAGAUCAAGUAGUGAGAAGCUUCAGAGUGGCGAAAGUUUUCAGAGAGAAUACCGAUAAGAUAAAUAGUAUAGACUUUUCAGCAAAUGGUGAGACUCUCAUAUCCUGUAGUGAAGACGAUCAAAUUGUGAUAUAUGAUUGUGAGAAAGGAACACAAGUUCGGACUGUUAACAGUAAAAAGUAUGGUGUUGACUUGAUACACUUCACCCACGCCAGGGACACAGCUAUUCAUAGUUCUACAAAAGUUGAUGAUACUAUAAGGUAUUUGUCUUUGCACGACAAUAAAUACUUGAGGUAUUUCCCAGGACAUACAAAGAAAGUUGUUUCACUAUGUUUGUCCCCAGUUGAAGAUACAUUUUUAUCUGGUUCAUUAGAUAAAACUUUGAGACUGUGGGACCUGAGAUCCCCUAAUUGUCAAGGGCUUAUGCACUUAGCAGGGAGACCUGUAGCAGCAUUUGAUCCAGAGGGACUAAUCUUUGCUGCAGGUGUUAAUUCUGAGUGCAUAAAGUUAUAUGACCUGAGAUCAUUUGAUAAGGGGCCAUUUGUAACAUUCAAACUCACACAAGAGAAAGAAUGCGACUGGACUGGUUUAAAAUUUUCCCGUGAUGGCAAAACAAUUUUGAUAAGUACGAAUGGUUCAAUCAUUCGAUUGGUUGAUGCAUUUCAUGGUACUCCACUCCAAACUUUUGCUGGUCAUCUGAACAACAAAGGAAUUCCAAUUGAGGCUUCAUUCAGUCCCGAUUCUCAGUUUAUAUUCAGUGGAUCCACAGAUGGCAGAGUUCACGUUUGGAAUGCUGAUACAGGCUUCAAGGUCUGCGUUUUGAAUGCUGACCAUCCAGGGCCGGUACAAUGUGUGCAGUUCAACCCAAAAUUGAUGAUGUUGGCAUCUGCGUGCACCAACAUGGCUUUUUGGUUACCCACUGUUGAGGAAAGUUAAGGUAAUUUUUCUCAUUGAAAAAGUGGAUAGGAUUGAUUUUUCGAACAUACAUACAACGAUCGAUAAAACUACAGGUAUAUACGAUAAUAUUUCUUUUUCAAGAUUGGUAUGGAUCACGAAGGUUCCCAACCGAUAUUUUUGUCUUGAAGAUAAACCAGUCCAUUGUGCUUUGUUUCAAAUAAUUGAUCUCAAAUCUGCUUUUCGUUUUACAAUUUCGACCUUUCAUUUGGCACAUGGGAAAAAACCAAAGGAAAUGUAAUUUUAUCCACUAGAAUGGCAUUAAUUAUUGUAUCUGCAAUUGUUUGAAUACUUACCUUUAUGAAUAAUAAUGUGUAAAUAUAUUUUAAGAAAUCUGAAUUCAUAAUUUCCACAUAUAGAAUGUUAGUAUUAGUGUGAAAGAAAUACUAGUUGACAUUAAAUAAUUUUUUAUAUUUUA
Messenger RNA from Coccinella septempunctata (seven-spotted ladybird), 1575 nucleotides. It is a transcript of the gene Wdr82, whose product is annotated as WD repeat-containing protein 82. Gene Ontology annotation, cellular component: Set1C/COMPASS complex. The record is from RefSeq and is a predicted model, not a curated record. The transcript has 3 exons. The coding region runs from base 189 to 1139 and encodes 316 amino acids. Lineage: Eukaryota; Metazoa; Arthropoda; Insecta; Coleoptera; Coccinellidae. Gene Ontology annotation, molecular function: protein binding; chromatin binding.